AUGGAGCUCAAGGCUGUAGAAGAUGGCCCAGCACCUGCCCCUUACACGAUCUUUGGGCCGAACCAAAAGCGUCUGCUCAUUGCGCUGCUUGGUUUCGCUACCAUUACGUCUCCACUGACGGCCACGAUAUAUUUCCCCCUUCUGCCUCUUCUGAGAGAGUAUUCCCACACAACGUCACAGGCUAUUAACCUCACCCUCACAAUCUAUAUCGUCUUCAAGACGAUCUCUCCGGCGAUCUUCGGACCAUUGUCGGACACUGUGGGGCGGCGGCCGGCGUAUCUAUUCACGCUGUCGCUGUACUUGGCGACGAACCUGGGCUUAGCCCUUAACCGGAACCACUACGGCAUUCUGCUGGGCCUACGGGCGAUCCAGAGCCUGGGUGCAAGUGCGGCUUACGCCAUCAGCUUCGGCGUUGUCGCUGAUGUCUGCGUGCUAAGCGAACGGGGGAGGAUGCUGGGACCGGUCAGCAUGGCCUUGAAUCUGGGCGCUUGUAUCGGCCCGGUGGUCGGUGGAUAG
Molecule: messenger RNA, 516 nt
Organism: Cladophialophora immunda
Lineage: Eukaryota; Fungi; Ascomycota; Eurotiomycetes; Chaetothyriales; Herpotrichiellaceae
Exons: 1
Coding region: 1-516 (171 amino acids)
Biological process (GO): transmembrane transport
Molecular function (GO): transmembrane transporter activity
Source: RefSeq, a predicted model, not a curated record